This is a messenger RNA of Pseudophryne corroboree (corroboree frog), 708 nucleotides long. RefSeq names its product claudin-8-like. The record is from RefSeq and is a predicted model, not a curated record. The transcript has a single exon. Gene Ontology annotation, biological process: cell adhesion; bicellular tight junction assembly. NCBI's taxonomy places the organism in Eukaryota, Metazoa, Chordata, Amphibia, Anura, Myobatrachidae. Gene Ontology annotation, cellular component: bicellular tight junction; plasma membrane. Gene Ontology annotation, molecular function: structural molecule activity. The coding region runs from base 1 to 708 and encodes 235 amino acids.
AUGGUCUGCUUCCUAAUCCAGAUCCUUGGGAUUAUCUCUGGUGGCAUCGGCAUGAUACUGACCUGGAUAGUGACCCUUAUGCCUCAGUGGAGGUUGGUCGUCUUGGCUGAAAACAACGGGCUGGUGACGGAAGGUGGCCGCAUUGAUGGAGAAUGGAUCAGUCGGUGGGAUGGCCUGUGGGUCACUUGCGUUAACCAAAUGAGGAACUCUUUAGAAUGCAACAACUACAUUUCCAUGGUGUCCCUCACGACCGACCUCAAGGCUGGAAGGGUCUUCAUGAGCUUUGGCAUUGCCUUGACCGUCCUGGCCUUCAUAUUUUCCGUUAUUGGCAUCCUGUUGUCCCGAUGUUGCGAUGAAGACCGGCGUGAAAGGCAUUGUCUCACCCUCACCUCUGGCAUCUUGUAUCUAUUGAGUGCCGCUCUCAUACUUAUUCCAGUGAUCUGGGCUACAACCAACAUUGUGCGACAAGCCUAUGAUGCUUCUUUAACCCGGGGGGUGGUGAGGGUACAGAUGGGGGAAGCCCUCAUGUUGGCCUGGCCUACCGUCGUGUUUGUCCUCAUCGGAGGGAUAAUAUUGUGUUGGAAUUGCUCUUGUAAGGGAAUGGGAAGUUGCUGUGGCUAUAAGCCACCCCACAACCAAGAGAUGGUCUACAAACCCUGCCAGCCAGAUGAACGAUCGAGCUGUUCCCCCAGAAUCCAGUACAUAUAA